ACUUUCCUUGGCCGCCUGCGCUGUCCCAGGGUGUGGGAAGAGGUCAAAACGAAAGGGCCGGGAAGCACGGCCCCCGCGGGGAAUCCUAGCCCAGUUCUGGGCGUGGCAUCAUUCUCCCACCACCACCUAGUUCCCACCCCCUCGCUGCCUCGCGUUCACUUCCCCUCAGGGACGCAUCCGCCUUCCAAGUUCACAUCGCACCUUUUUGCGCAAGGGACUUCCUCCAGGCCAGGCCAUCCUGCUCUGUGCUGGGUGUCCCUGUGAGCGGCCAGCAGAAGCCGAGUGAAGCGCAUGCCAGUUUGGACUCUGGGAACUCACCGCUCUCGGGGUAACGGAACCUACCUCUGGGGGCGCCACAGUGCUUCUCGGAGUAUGGUAAAAACCUCUUCUCCCUUCCUAGACUCAACAACUGUGCACCAGCCAGCUUCCCGUCCUCUGAGAUGUCUGACUCCUCCUGGUCUUACAGGAGAGAGGGAAGAUGAGAAGGUUGGGAGACAGGUACAAAUCUCCUUAACAAGACUUCAGAGUUUGGCAAGAGUGGUCCUAAAUCCAACAACCGGUGUCCUUAUAAGAGGCAGAAGAGGAGAAGACGCAAACUAUAGAGAAGGCCAUGGCCAUGUGAAAACAGAGAUAAAAGAAGCCACAAGCCAAGGAAUGUCUAAAGCCAUCAGAAGCUGGAAGGGGCAAUUCUGCAGGAGAAUGCUGGUCACCGUGAUUCAGGGAACCCCCUCCAGCUGUGUCUCCUGUUGGCUACUCUGAAUGCCUGGCUCACAUGGGGUCUUUCCACUUCCUUCAGGCACAGGUGUCCCCUUCUCCUCCAAUCUGAAAGUUUGCUUUAUUUCACUUUUACAAAAGACCCACAUCAGCACCUUUUGCUAGUGGAAGGACUUUUGCUAGUGGAAGGAAAUCUGAAGCUGAUUUUCACCUUUAGGAACUGGUCAUUGUUGUUUUGCUUUAUGCCAUUUCCGUUUAGGAAAGGGAUUAUAGGAACAUUCUACUUUCAGAAAACAGGGAAUCUAUUCCCGUCUCCCACCUCCUUCCCUUUGCUUUGGUGUCCUGGUUCAGAAGGUGUCAGGAGGGUGGUUUGGGAUUGGGUCUCUCUCCCUCCUCUGCUGCCGCCUAGGUUCCUGCCCUGUCUGACCACAGCAUUCAGCGUGCUGGGUCCCCCACGUGUCAGGGAAGGGGGCAUGAGACAUUUACAGAGAGGGGUUAUUACCGCCUUUCAAGCGCUCAUAACCCAUGUGGAGGGAUAAUGAGUAAAACCUGACAGAAACCCACCUGCACCAUCCUGUGAAUUUCGCUGUCUUCCUGGUGACUAUUUUCUAUUCUCUAAGGGCUGAGGUGGGAAUUAAAGUUAUUAUUUCUUGUUGGUAGGGUGGGGAUAGAGGGACGGCUGGGCAGUGAAAACACAGCCUAACUUAUUUUUGGAAACCGCAGAGCAGAAGCUGUUGUUUUGGUAUUCUAGUUGCCCAGUAUCCCCAGAUUAGCCAACAAAGCAGGCGCCAUCUAACCAGGCGGAUUCUGGAAAGAGUAGCUCAUUGGGGAGUCACCGCAGCGUGGAGGAUCACCAGCAACAGCACCAAGACCCUAGGCAGGGGUAACGCCUGGGCUGUCCAGCCACCACCAGGUGGCACCAAAGCGCAGCCGAGACCUGGAGAUUCGCGUCCUGCCGCCUCAGAUAGGAGAAGUUGGGGAUGCGGAGAAUCAGAUGCUGCGUGGGUGUCUUGAGAAGGGCCACGGUCCUCUGCCCCCUCCCUUGCCCCCAGGGUCAGAGCUCCCCUGAAAGGAUAUCCCUCCCCUAGUUAGGGAUGUGAGGUCCCAAAGUGGAGAUUCUCUGGGAGGACAGGCAGGCCCCUGGAGAGGUGUCAAGAUGAUCAGGACCUGAAGACCUGAGGACCUGAGGACCUGAGUAUGGGAGGUUUCACAAACGUGGCUGGGAGGGG
Felis catus (domestic cat) is the source of this 1943-nucleotide messenger RNA. RefSeq lists its product as uncharacterized. Bases 292 to 759 code for a protein of 155 amino acids. Lineage: Eukaryota; Metazoa; Chordata; Mammalia; Carnivora; Felidae. The transcript has 4 exons. The record is from RefSeq and is a predicted model, not a curated record.